CUUUAGACACUUUGCCUUUAAUACUCAGUAUCCCUAUCUCGACACACCCACGCAAUGACAGUUAAGAUUCUUGGCACUGUGCUUUUACUAGCCAGCACACUUGCAAAUGCCUUGAGCCUAGCGACAGCGAAAGAAAAAAACUUCAUCCCUCGUAGCCUUUCGCCUGACAACGAGUCUCGACACCAGCUCCGAGAUGUGAAGCACAUGACGAGCUCCAAUUGGAACGGAGGCGAAGUCGUUGGCCCACGUUUUGAGUCCGUCACGGCAGAGGUCGUUAUCCCAAACAUCACUUUUCCGUAUGGAUAUAAUUCCAGCGCAUACUACGCCUCGUCGGUCUGGGUCGGCAUCGGCGGAGACCAGCACACGUGCGAUAGCCCGAAUUGGGCCAACAAUGGAGGGCUCAUCCAGGGAGGUUACUACUAUUUGUACGACAAAGAGGGCGACUUUGGUGUUUUUGCCUUCUAUGAAUGGUUCCCUAACCCACCGAUCUUUCUGGACAACACUCGGGGUAUUCUGACUGAUAUUGGGGAUCAUGUGCGCAUGACUGUAACGCAGAAGGAUAACACGACUGGCACUUUUACUUGGGAGAAUCUCACUCAGGACAAGAAAUUUGAAGUCGACUUGACAGCUCCGGUGAAUGGGACGCUGUGCACGAAUCAUGCAGAGUGGAUCAUUGAGACCUUUAUGACACCCGAGAAUCCCGAAUCCUACUUCCCUGAUUUUGGCGAGCUGUCGUUUACCAACAUUGAGGCGGUGUCAGAAGCGGGCAAGGUGGCAUCGCUGGCUGAUGGGUACAUCAUAGCUGCGCAGCCCAAACCGAACAGUGGAAGGUACCUUACAAGCUGUGAGAUAGUAGACGUCGAUGGCACAACGUGCAAAUGGCUUGGAUAUAAGGGAAUCUUUGACUAGACGACCAAGGUGUUCCGUUUAUUACCAAUGGCACUUGAGAAGAGAAG
Molecule: messenger RNA, 956 nt
Organism: Ilyonectria robusta
Lineage: Eukaryota; Fungi; Ascomycota; Sordariomycetes; Hypocreales; Nectriaceae
Product: concanavalin A-like lectin/glucanase domain-containing protein
Exons: 2
Coding region: 55-909 (284 amino acids)
Biological process (GO): proteolysis
Molecular function (GO): glutamic-type endopeptidase activity
Source: RefSeq, a predicted model, not a curated record